AUGACCAUCAGUAACAAGGACUCAGACGCAGAGUUAUCGACAGUUGACACAUUACUGUCAGAAAUCGAAAAGGAGAUUCCAGCGUCUGCCAGCAGACAAAUCCCAUUGCAAGAAAUAGGCGACGACACCAUGGAGAAAAUAGUCAAGUAUAACACACAAACCAAUUUAAGCUUGGGUGCUCAAGAUGAAGACCAAAAUGGACUGGCCGAACGGCCACUUCUGGAGCCUCGCAAUCGUAAGUCUGUGAUGUUCAGUGACAAGCAUGAGCUUCAUGAAUACCCGGGAACAGAAACGUCAGCAGCUGAGGAGGAAUUAAAGAGACACAUCGAAAAGACAGUAACCGUAGCCUGGAACCAUUCCUCACUCCCGCAAGGUGAAAGUGGGAAGAAGACCACAUAUUCACAGGAAAACGGACAGGAAGAUGAUGCCAAGGACCAACAUGACAGAGCCAGCAGUGGUUCAGAGAGCUCAGAAAGUUCAUUACUGCUCACAACAGAAGAAUUGAAAUCCAGUUCUGUCACAAAUUUAUAUGAUAGGCUUGAUCUUGUACUGGGGAGUAAGCCGGGGUCACCAAAUGUUCCCAAAUUGAAGGAAAUGAUCAAUCAUGUGGACAGCUUGGCUUUUGCCCCGUCCACGGACCGUGCAUCCCAAACAGAACCUUUAAGAAUUACUUUUGAGUCAACACCACCGCUAGGUGGUAAUACUCAGCGUCACGAAUUGCUAGAAUACGAAAUUCAUUCUUCAGCGUCAGAAGACGAAGAGUUUUUCUCCCGGCGCCCACAUUCUCCGUCCAAAAUCCCCACUACAAACACUAUUCGCAUCAACAGACUGGCCAAUUCGCCUAAUUUGACGUCAAACCAGGGGCCUAGCCGCGUUUCAUCAGGUUCUUCUAUGGACGAAAGUAUAACUGACCUAGAAACUACAAUGAUGCAGGAUAAGUUCAAUCUCCUUAGGACGUCUGUACCGCAGACUGGCACUGAUAUUCAUGAGAUUGCACAUUCUGGGUUUGAAAUGUCAAACAGAAGCUUGGUCGCUUCUGAAGCGGCCCGUAAUACUUCCAGGGUCUUCAGCAUGGCUACAACUGCUGAGGAGUUCCAAUCGGCUCGAGAAAGUGCAGAAAGUGCAGAAAGUUCGAGCUCAGCUGACGAUUCCCAAGCGUUUGAAGCCAUUGAAGACCUCCAAAUAUCAGAAGGUCUGGUAAGAGAAGACGCAACCUUGAAAAACAUCAAUGAAUUGGUCAAGCUGGAUGACUAUCACAACGAUGGGUCUAAUGCUUACCUUAAAGGUGAGAGAAUGCUACCGUCAGAUUAUGAUCUUUCUGGUGACAAUAUGGUUAAAUCCCCCUCGACAUCUACCGUCCAACUUUCUUCCUUACACGAUCUUAACAGAGGGGAUCCAGCUCUUGAUGUUAGCGAAGAUGAACACCAAAUAGAAGAGUCCAUUGGAAGUCCUAACCACAAUGGCGCUGGUAUGGAAAAUGGGGAGGAAGCCAAUUCAGCUGCUACUGAUACUUCUGAGGACAAUUCCGAAAUACGUUCAAGUGCCGUCCAAGAAACGGAUACGUCGGUCUCGUCCGUCCCGGUGAUUCAGGAAAAAGCUGACGAAGGCUUUCAUGAUGACAAGCCCCAUGACUACGCGGCUGUAGCCGCUGAUCAGGCAGCGACGAGUGAUUUGAAACAUCCCACCGAAGGCAUUCUAAAAGAUACGCGGAUUAUCUCCCACAAUCUUGCGAACGUCUUCGACGAGGACGCUAUCUUCGCAGACAUUGGUGAUACUUCCCAAGAUUCUGUUGAUAUUACCUAUGCACUAAAGCCAACCUAUCUUUCAAUCUGGCAUUCACAAGACGUGUCGAGCAAUGCAUCACCCACCAUUUCAUCUCAUUCGCAGUUUUCACAACAGUCCAACAUAACCAGUGAUUCGUCUGGUUCGGUACCGUCAACCUUCAAACUCAAGCCGCGCAUAGUGAGCAGGGGUAAAAUCCACUACCCGCGAACAAGGACUUCCUUGCCUAUAAAUCAAGACAAGUCCUACCAAAUCCAGAAUAGUAGCUCCAGUAAAUUCGAUCCCCGUCGUCUUCAAUGGAGUCAGCGUGUACAGCCCGAGAUCUCCAGAAAGCACUCUCAUGACACGAACAUUCCUUCCAUUGCGCGCAUUGCACUAGCAGAUGAGCAAUCAGAUUUAGGUAUACAAGCUGCAUCGAACUCGAAACAAGAUUCGGUUCAACAUGAACCAAUGGCGUAUAGCGAUUGCGAUACUGAACAACCAGAUAUGAUAUUAUCAGAUUCAGUGGAGGUAGCGGAGACCAGUAAAAUAAGCACGCAUACUCUGGACAAUUCUUUACAGAUACCUGACAUGGGUAGAGACAACUUUGACCUCGCUGAUGACUUCAACAAACUGUUAAGAAGCUUCAGUCAUGGAAAUACUUCCUCGAAUGAGCCCAGUGCACAGAAUGGCGAUCCCAUCGUAUACCACAUAUGGGGUGAGGAUAACUAUCACAAUGCUGUUGAGCUCUCAUUUGAAGAUGAAUACGGGAUCGCAACAAGUGCCAAGAAAGGGAUCAAUGAGAAGGUCCUGACAAAGCUUCUCAGCGAUGCGGAGAAUGAUGGAGAAGAAGAUCCAAACAAAAAUGAAGUAACUGGUCUUGGGAUACUAAGAAGCGCUGAUAGCGAUGUUGCUGUAUACAAUAGCGAAACUUUCAAAGGAUUCGAAGCUGUAAGGUCUGCAUCCGGAGAAACAAUGGAGCCUUUAAAGAGCCCAAAGACGUCGCCAGUGAAAAGUACACAUGUAGAGAGCCCAUUCAAGACUGUCAGGGCAAAGAAUCUCGACAACCCAAACAAAAUUAUUACGGGAUCUCCGGUCCGCACCGUUGGUCUAGAAGAAAAUCAGACGCAGCAGCUUGAAAGUGAACCCAGCAUCCAUUUUUCGACAGAACAUCCUAGUGGCAUCUAUCAGGAAAGUCGGGAAAAAUUUUUGAAGGACACUGGAAAACUAUAUAUUCUGAUCAAGUCGAUCAAAGGUAUUAAGCUCGAAGACAUCUCGCGUCACAAAGCUGAAAUUUCUAUUGAGUUUGACAAUGGUAUCAACGUUGUUCAGACGCCCUGGACACCUCUAGAUAAAGAUGCCAUUGAAAUGAAUCAAGAGUACGAGCUGAUCAUUGGGGACAUGAAACCAGCACUCUGCGCGCAGAUAACUCUCAAGUGCAGGUACCAGAGGCCCACUUCGCAAUUGGUUGAGGUGACAGAGCGCAUUCCUAUCAAGAAGAAAUUCCCGUUCGGCAAACCUAAGUAUAGUUUGAGGAAAGUGUUUGUCAACAAGAAAGUGGAAAACGAUCCUUGGGAUCACGUAUUUGCUCAGGAUGGAUCUUUUGCCCGCUGCAAACUGCCAGUUGACAAGGCUAUGCUGGAAGAAAAUGCUUUUAGAAGGAAAAGAUAUUCCUUUCCGCUUUUUAAUGAAUGGAAAAGGAAGAUCGGAAAGUCACAGGACGGAGAAACUGUUUAUAAUCUUCCUCGUCAACCUGCUUAUCAAAUUGGUGAAAUUGAGCUAGAGAUGUGUUUUCUUUCACGAACGUCCAAUUUCGAAAAGUUUCCGAAGACACUUGAUCUGGCUCACGAUGUAGUCAACAAGUUUGCCGAACAACAGGAGAUCCAAUUCGAAGGCUUUCUAUGGCAAGAAGGAGGUGACGUGGACGGAUUGCUACAAAAGCGGUUUUUCGUCUUGAAGGGAACUCAACUCAUCGCUCACCAUGAAAUAACCAGGGCACCUCAAGCGCUCAUAAAUCUUUUAAAAGUGGUGAGCGUUGUCGGAGAGGGAGGGCUUACUGAAGAAGCGGCUCAAAAAGUGAGAAAUUUCACAGACAUGGUUCUUUUCAGUGAGUGCUUCAAGCUCAUUUUCGAGAACGGCGAGAUUAUCAACCUGGAUGCCGAAUCUGCCGAUCUCAAAGCCAAAUGGACCGCUCUUCUAACACAGGUUGUUGGAUUGAACAAAUUCCACCAACCGUGGGUCAAGCAUGUAUUGAAUAACAGGUUGUUGAACCUGUAA
Lachancea lanzarotensis is the source of this 4038-nucleotide messenger RNA. RefSeq names its product LALA0S12e01904g1_1 (gene BUD4). Gene Ontology annotation, cellular component: cellular bud neck contractile ring. Gene Ontology annotation, biological process: protein localization to bud neck; axial cellular bud site selection. The record is from RefSeq and is a predicted model, not a curated record. Gene Ontology annotation, molecular function: GTP binding. Bases 1 to 4038 code for a protein of 1345 amino acids. The transcript has a single exon. Lineage: Eukaryota; Fungi; Ascomycota; Saccharomycetes; Saccharomycetales; Saccharomycetaceae.